Molecule: messenger RNA, 1657 nt
Organism: Echinops telfairi (small Madagascar hedgehog)
Lineage: Eukaryota; Metazoa; Chordata; Mammalia; Afrosoricida; Tenrecidae
Gene: PCGF5
Product: polycomb group ring finger 5
Exons: 10
Coding region: 241-1011 (256 amino acids)
Biological process (GO): regulation of transcription by RNA polymerase II
Cellular component (GO): PRC1 complex
Source: RefSeq, a predicted model, not a curated record
AAGGAAUAUAUCAGCUGUGUCAAAUCCCAAGACCUGAGAUCCUGUUGCACUGGACCUGAGAUAUGGGGACGCAAAGCCACCAGAAGGAGUGAUGAUCAGCGACCUGGUGAUAACUCUGGAUGUGAGUGCACAUGCCGCAGGACGUCCGCUCGGAAACGACAAUCAGCUGCUGAAAGUGGACUUUGAUCCGCUUAAUACCCUGGUUAGCUUGGACUCCAAGCCAGUCUCAGCUAACCACGAAUGGCUACCCAAAGGAAGCACUUGGUGAAAGACUUCAACCCUUACAUCACCUGCUACAUUUGUAAGGGGUAUCUGAUCAAGCCAACGACAGUGACAGAAUGCCUCCACACCUUUUGUAAGACGUGUAUUGUCCAGCACUUUGAAGACAGUAAUGACUGUCCACGGUGUGGCAACCAAGUUCAUGAAACAAAUCCAUUGGAAAUGUUGCGGUUGGACAACACGUUAGAAGAAAUUAUAUUUAAGCUGGUCCCUGGACUACGAGAACAAGAACUUGAGCGUGAAUCUGAAUUUUGGAAGAAAAAUAAGCCUCAAGAAAAUGGACAAGAUGAUCCUUCCAAAGCUGACAAACCUAAAGGAGAUGAAGAAGGUGAUGAAAACCAAGACGAUAAAGAUUACCACAGAAGCGACCCCCAGAUUGCCAUAUGCCUAGAUUGUUUACGUAACAAUGGACAAUCAGGGGACAAUGUAGUCAAGGGUUUAAUGAAGAAAUUCAUCCGAUGCUCUACACGUGUAACUGUGGGAACUAUAAAAAAAUUUCUAAGUUUAAAACUAAAGCUUCCAAGUUCUUAUGAGCUGGAUGUGCUGUGCAAUGGUGAAAUUAUGGGGAAGGAUCAUACUAUGGAAUUCAUCUAUAUGACAAGAUGGCGACUAAGGGGCGAAAACUUUCGGUGUCUGAACUGCUCAGCUUCGCAAGUCUGCCCUCAGGAUGGCCCUUUGUAUCAGUCAUACCCCAUGGUAUUGCAGUAUCGACCAAGAAUUGACUUUGGUUAGACCAAGGGGCCUCGACCCCAAGAGGAAUCCUGCACUCUUUGUUUACUCAUCGACAGAUUGCACAAUGAACAGUGUGUGGACCAGAGGGACACAACCAGAUCUUCAGCAUGCAAAUAAGGCCAUUGUCUGUCUCUAAAUUGUCACUUGCAUCUCUGUUGUUUCUAUGAAGAGCAAACCAAGUGCCAUUCUGCUACUGAAUUGUCUGCACAUGGUCCCUGUGCCGCUCACAGUGUGCAGCCCACCCGUAGUUGACAUCAGUUAGGCCCGCCGCCCGUGAUCAAGUCUUUGGAACUGUGUGCUUGCCCGUCGCAAGAUUGUUCUAAUGUUUGAUUACACUCGUAAAAUGGCUCAAUCUUUGUGGUGUUGCAGUUUUCACAUGCUUACUGUUUUAUUCAUUCUUGUUUAAAUAGAGUACUGUACAAGAAUCUAGUAGCUUGAAAUGAUUUUGUAUGGGAAAUAGAUUCAGAAAAGUGGUUUCCGAGCCACUGUCUUGUUCACGGUAAGCUUUUUGUGUGUGUACAGAAUCCUUUGGGGAAGAAUUCCAAUUAUGCUUUAACCUCAGCGCACGUCCUAACUGUAGGCAUUCUUAAAUUACCUGUGUGUGUAGUCUACCAGUUGCACAAGGAAGUCCCGCUAGCCCUCCAAA